This is a messenger RNA of Pisolithus orientalis, 1002 nucleotides long. RefSeq names its product 60S ribosomal protein L19. NCBI's taxonomy places the organism in Eukaryota, Fungi, Basidiomycota, Agaricomycetes, Boletales, Pisolithaceae. The coding region runs from base 90 to 677 and encodes 195 amino acids. Gene Ontology annotation, molecular function: structural constituent of ribosome; RNA binding. The transcript is spliced from 4 exons. Gene Ontology annotation, cellular component: ribosome; cytosolic large ribosomal subunit. Gene Ontology annotation, biological process: translation. The record is from RefSeq and is a predicted model, not a curated record.
ACCCGGGGCCGUCUCAGAGUCAUCACAAGUCUGAGUGCAAAAGAGCCUUCCCUUGCGUGAAGACACCACAACAUCAAGACGCCAGCAUCAUGGUCAAUUUACGCUCCCAAAAACGGCUCGCAGCCGCCGUCUCUGGCGUCGGUAAACGCAAAAUCUGGCUCGACCCCGCAGAACAAGCUGAAAUCGGAAACGCCAACUCCCGUGCGCACGUCAAGAAGCUCAUCAAGGAGGGCCGCGUGAUUAUCAAGCCCACGGUCAUCCACUCUCGCGCACGCACACGCGACCUCCAUGCUGCCAAAAGAAAGGGCAGACAUACGGGCCCUGGUAAGAGGAAGGGUACGGCUGAGGCGAGGUUGCCUACGAAGGUGCAGUGGAUGCGGAGACAGAGAGUCUUGAGACGGCUGCUGAGAAAGUACAGAGAGGCGGGGAAAAUCGACAAGCAUCUUUACCACUCCCUUUACCAGAAAUCGAAGGGUAACGUAUUCAAGAACAAGCGUGUGCUCAUGGAGUACAUCCACAAAGCCAAAGCCGAGAAGAACCGCACAAAGGUUCUCUCCGACCAGAUGGAGGCUCGUCGUGUCAAGAACAAGGCAACCCGGGAACGUCGCGCCGAGCGGCUGCGCGAGAAGCGCCAAGCAAUUCUCGCCAUCGAACAUGAGGAGGCCGUUCACGAGUAAACGAAAACAGCAUUUCCCAUUUGUCCCCAUACAACCUUGGUUGGUUCCCCGCAUUGCAUGGAUGUGUGUUGCUGUCAUGGAAAACCAUGCCCCCUUUCUUCAGAGUAUCGUGUUGUCCCUACGCCCGUGUAUCUCAUUCUCUUUAUGCUAUGCAUACAUGCAACCUGCCAUUUCACAACGUCGGAUUCAUCUUUGUUUUCUCAUGCGUUCGGCAUUCUCUGUUCCCAGCGCGAACUCCAGUAAGGUCAUCGAAACGCCUUCUAUCGUCAGAUAGUCACUUCAUAAUAGUUGUUCCGGAAAGUACUCGCCAUGACAACACUAACAC